GAUGCAACAGCGAGAGCGAGAGGUGAUGAAGAGCGAGGAACACAAAGUGAGAGAGGAACAUUCACGGAGGAGGAAGCGUUAAGCAGAGAGUAAGCAGUAGAACUGCUGCCAGAGACGUUUGUUCAACAGAGCAGUAAAGAAGUCUUCACAGUCACGGCAUACAGUUGGAUUGCGUUUGUGUGUCUCUCUUUUGUCCAGAAAGUUUUCAUAUAUAUCCUAAGCAAAAGUGUAGAGGCCACUUCUGCUGCGAAGGCACUUCCGUGGGCGUCCUGAACCGAAACAGGAAGUGCUCCCCCCCUCCCUCGGGUGGUUCCUUAAGGAUCGAUCCCAGAGUGUAGCCAAGAGAGUGGUGUUUGUGGUGUAGAGAAGUGGCCCAGGAAGAAAACGAAAAAAUCAACAGCAGAAGGGAGGUGCCCUUGACGCCAAGAGAAAGAAAAGUGGAUUAGCAGAAAAUCGCCAUUACAGUUUUUCCUGGAGAGUUUGCAGGAAAAGUGGUGUGAUCCGCCCCCCCUCGCGCGAGUAAGGAAGAGCAGAAAGUGUUCCAGGGAACGGAAACAACGCAAACGCUUUUCUUCGCGAGGAACCAAAAAUCAACCCUGAACAAAAACGAUGACGCAGUUUUUGUUUUGAUCAAUUUCAUCUUUUUUCGCUGCUUUUUUCUUCAAAACAACAGAGAAAAAAUAUGAAUAUUGAGUGCACAGUAAGAGAAUUCGCAACUGAAAAUGUCCGCCGAUUCUCAGCGACGAGCAGCAGCGGCAGGAUCGUCCGCAGCUGCCCGCUGCAUGCCAGCGAUCGUGCCGCCGCAGGCCGUUAGUGAUCGGUCGAUCAUCGACAGUGUGGCCGGCUUCAUCAACGAUGUGACGCUGCAGACGCAGACGCCCCAGGGCGAUGGCAAAGAUCACAUCCUGUGGGCCCGGUUCGAGAACACCGCCGACAUCAGCGAUCCCUGCCUUGGCGAGGACUGGGAGCUGGAGGGCGGGAUCGCGCCGCCGCUCCUGCUGAUCCUUGGAUACGCCACAGGGAUUCAGGUAUGGAUCAUCCCAGCCAACGGAGAGGCGAUCGAGGUGCUGUCGUGGCGCCACGGCAGUGUCAAGUGCAUGCGUGUUCUGCCGACGCCUACUUCCGGGGACGGUGAAUCGGCGACCGAGCCGAACGAUCAGUUCCUGCUGAAGAGACCGCUGAUCGCGCUGUGUGAUUCGGCAUCCUCGGGCGUUGGGAUCGGAAGUGGUGGUGGUUUGUCGGGUGGCGUGGGUGGCAACCAGGCGGGGCAGUACUGCUCGAUCAAUUUCAUAUCACUGAAGGACGGCGAGAACGUCAAGAGCAUUAAGUUCAAGAACCCGAUCGUGGACAUCCUCGCGAACAGAUCGUCGGUGGUGGUUACGUUCCAGGAGCGGAUCGCCAUCUUCGAUGCGCGAACUCUGGAGGAUCGGUUAACGGUUACCACGUGCCAUCCGAGUCCGGGACUGAAUCCAAACCCGAUCGCCUUGGGACCACGCUGGAUUGCGUACGCCGAGAAGAAACUGAUGGCAUCGAAGCGAUCGAGCGGAGGAUGCGACGGGGAUGGGGUCACAAGCUACACGGCUACGGUAUUGAAUGCGGCCAAGAGUUUGGGCAAAGGAUUGAGGGAACUGGGAGAGCAGAUGGCCGCGGGCUUAACAGGAAGCCACUCGGGUCCAAGUUCGAUCACCGGAUUGGUUUCCGGCUCGGGGAUGCCAAUAACCAGCGAAGGCAAUCAGCCAGGAAUUGUUACGAUACUUGACAUUAAGUAUCCGAUUAAGGAUGUCAGUCCGACCACGGGAACUCCAAUUGCCAGCACGGGCAAUGAUCCGAUGGUUGCGCACUUUGUCGCUCACUCGGAAGCGAUCGUUGCGAUGCAGUUCGAUGCGUCCGGUAUGCUGCUGCUGACCUCGGACAAGCGUGGACACGACUUCCACGUCUUCCGGAUCCAUCCUCAUCCAAGUGGGCCAUCGCUAGCCGCGGUUCAUCACCUGUACAUUCUCCACCGUGGAGACACAACCGCCAAGGUACAGGACAUUGCGUUUUCGCUGGACUCGCGAUGGGUUGCGAUCUCAACACUGCGAGGGACAACGCACGUAUUCCCGGUGACCCCAUACGGCGGUCCGGCCGGCGUACGUACCCACGGAUCACCCCACGUUGUAAAUAGACUAUCCAGAUUUCACCGCUCCGCCGGACUCUCCAUUGAGGGCAGAUCCAGCAGUCCGGUUUCACACUUGGAGCACCCUUCGACCGUCACACCAACAUCCGCCUACGCCAACCCCCGUAUUCCUCCGUUCCCACAUCCGACGGUUGUCCAGCCGCUAGCACAACUCCGCCAACCGACGAGCCUCAGCUCCCAAUCGGCGAGCACUACGAGCACCAAAAGCGCCGCCAGCAGCGGUCGCCAACGGCACUCUUCGUCCUCAUCGGAUGACCUCGUCAAACCGUUGCGUGUUUGCGCUACCUUUGCUAAAGCCCGCUCCUGGCUGCUGGACCCGCCCGGAACGACUCGGGACACUCCGGCUCACAGGAUUCAACGCAAACCGAUCGAUUCGCUGUUUAUCAUCGCGGCUCACGGAGCCCUGAUCCAGUACGAUCUGGACCCGAAGCAUGUGACCAACAUACCCAAAGAAAAGGUCUGUGACGAUACGCCGAUCGAGCUGGAGGUGGAAGCCAAGGCACAGUGGACCCUGCAACGGCAGGAGACGGCCUCGGCCGGGGACAUUCAACCCCCACUACCGCAGGACAACUGGCUGAUCAAGGAUCGCUUCCUGGAGGAGCUGGGCGGGGAUGUGGGCAGCGACUAUGGAAGUUUCGACCACCAUCGGGGCAUCGUCGGCGGAGCAGAUCAUCGCGGCAGCACCAGCAGCAUAGAUCACGACGACCGCUGGCUGUCGCAGGUGGAGAUCAUAACGCAUGCCGGACCGCACCGCAGACUGUGGAUGGGGCCGCAGUUUAUGUUCAAGACAUACAAUACGCCGAGCGGAUCCCCGCUGACCUCGAUCGACACUGAAUCGGUGGAAAUCGGCGCCGGCAGCGGCACGGUGAACCGCCCGGCACGGUCCAAUCCAAUGAAUAUGCCCGUUUCUGGAGGUAUGAGGCCAUUGGUACCCGUACUCAUUGAAUCUGGAUCAUGUACAGGUAGCUACGAGCAAAGUCCCCGGAUGAUGAACAUGACCGAGUUCCGGCACCACGAAAACCUGGACACGGAGUUUUCUUCGCUCGGACCGGUCGAGUCCCAGCUGCGGGAGGAUCUAGCCGAUGCCAUGCGUGAAUCGCCAAUGAUCUCGGGACGAGACACAACAGGCUACGCGAGCGCCACGCCCAUUCCGGCCGGUCUGUCCUCGGUGUCCUCUUGCUCCUCCACCUCGAUCUACUCGUCGACCCACUCGUUGAACUCGAUCUGCGAUCAUAAGCUCCCGCCCCAACCGUUGACGUACGUUUCGGCGGCGUCCGCGUCCGGGCCGCAACAUGCGGGACUUCCGGUCAAGCAUGGCGGCGGUCAUUUUCACCCCCACCACCAUCACUUGCACAGCGAGCAGCACUCGUCCUCGUUGCCGGCAAACUGCUCGCGGCCGGCUUCGGCGGCCAGUAGCCGAGCCUCGGGGUCCGUAACGAUCGCGAAGGUCGUGAACCCGCUCGGGACGGUAACGACCGUUAGUAACGUUGGCGGCGGCCGUGAGGGUCAGGAUUCGAUGGGAGGGGCUGCGGUCCGGGAUUGUGACGUUUACAUGCACGAAAACUGUGACGAGGCACUGUUCCGUCCGGUGGUUACCGUUCACGGAACACCCGGCGAAGCCGAGCGGGAACGUCGUGGAUCCUCACUGGACCGCUUGACCACGGCGGUGAUCGCUAGCGAUGGGCCUGCCACGCUGAUCAGCCGAGAACUGAUAGUGCCGGUCAUUGAGGAGAAGGACAUGGUAUACUUCAGUAAACCCAAGAAGAAGGACGAGGAGAACAUUGCCAAGUUCGAAGAACUGUCCUCGAUCAACAAAAAGAGCAAGAAAGAUGAACCGGAAAUCAUCGAGUCGAUCCCGGAAACAACGGACCGCAACAUGGCAGGAGACUUUGUCAAUAUUGAGGUGAUCGAGCGCAAGGCAGAGGAACCGAGGCAGUCAAAUAGCUACAAGAAAAAGGAGAGAACGCCUCCAGCAUCCGCUAGAAGUGAAGCCAUGAAGAAACCUGCACCGGAACCGAUCGAGGUCAUCGAAAUACUUGAACCGAUGGAGGAGCUAGAGCUACCACCGGUUGAGAAACCCGCCCCUCGGAACAACAACAAGAAAAACGGAAAGAAGAAGGAAGACUCACAGAAGGCAAAGUCACCACCAGUGGAAACGAAGCCGACAAACAAGCAAACAGCAGGCAACAACGCGGGCAACAGCAACAAUAGGAAAGAAGCCAACAAGCAAGACAAUCGAAAGCGUAAAGAAAAGCAACAACCUGCGCCACAACCAGCUCCGGAACCGGAACCGGUGCGUCUUCCGUCGCCACCACCACCCGCACCGAUGGUGGAGGACGAAAUUCUAAAAUCAAUCUGCGACGAGUUUCCACCGCUGGAAGCACUCAAAAUUGACGAUUUGGAACUGUUUGGUGAAACGAAUGAGCCGGAAAAUUUGAAACUGACCCGAGAGGACAUUUGCGUCCAGGAGUCGAUGCUAGCUUCCGGCAAAGCGGAGGCAGCGUCGGAAGAACCGGAACCGGUGGAGUUUGGUGGCGGCGAGGUUGAGCUCGGUCGCGAUUCGCAGUGUGCUGUCGAUCGGGAUCGGGAGGUCAAGUGUGACGAAGAGGAAGUGGGCACGGUAGAGUUUGAAGAUAGUAAGGAGGUCGCGAAGCAGGAAGAGUUUUACGAGCUGUCGACGCGGUACGAGCUGCCGGCAUUGGAGCCGUUUGUGUGCAAAGAUUUUGAAGAUUUGGGAUUUAGCGAGGACGUUAAGAAGGGGGGCAAGAAGGCGGUUAAGCAACCGAGCGAGGAGAAGACCCUGAUUAAUUUCGAGAGUCCGCUUCAAGAGGAAGCUAAGGAAGUGGAAGUCCAGCCAUCGAAGAGUAAGUCAAUUUUGGAUGAUAGAAACAUUGUGUUUGCGAUGUGCUCGAGCUUGCGCGAAGCAACGGACUUUGGGGAAUCGAGCUGUUCCGGAAGCAAGAGUCUGUCCACGUCUAUUACUCGGCAAGCCGACUUGAAGCCACAGCUUUCGGUUGAGGGGCAGGACUCGGACUACAAGAGCCUGGAGCUGGAGGUGGACGAGAGUGCCAUGUUUAACUCACAGCUUCCGGCGUCGUCGGCUUCGGACGAGGAAACUUCCAACUCAAACAACGACGACCAAGAGGAGGAAGCGAAACCGUCGUCGUCUUCGUUGGGUAAACUGUCCCAAGGAGACGACGAGGACGAAGAGCUGCAACCACUGAUCUCCAGCAACAAGACGUCGUCUUCGUCCCUGUCGACCACGGUCAUCGGACCGCUGGUCGGAGGCGGACUUGCGGACAGUCUCAGCGGUUCCAUGACCACUUCCGGCAUUGUGGCAGCGGUCGGAAGUUCUGCAAAGACGACAUCAUCAACAACAACAGCACCAUCAGCACUGCCAACGACGGAAGCGAACCAAAGCGAGGACUGCGGAAAGCAGACGGCAACGGCCAAGCAGACAACGGCCGGCAACGGUAACGGCGGCGGAGGAAACAACGGCAAUGGCAAGAAAAAGUCCAAGAAGAAGCGGAAAUAAUUGGCGGCGCAGCGGAUGAUGCUGCUGGCGGCCACCAGUGGCGCGGUGGUCGCGCUGAUCUUGGCAACAUCAUUGCUGGUUCUGCUGCUCGUGCUAUCGUAUCUGCUGGUACUGCGGCUCUGCUACACGCUAGUGUUAUAUUUAUUGUAUUAUUUUUAGAGCACAACGCACUCUUUCGGCGUUACGCCCGUUACCCCCAGGCUGUUUCCUCUUGUCUGUAACGGGCUGUUUCAUUUUUCUACUUCGGUAUAGUUCUAACCUUCCCGUGUCUAUCUAGGAGCAAAUCAUUGGCGUAGAUUUAUUAUUUUACUUCCGCCAAAUAUUUAUCGGUUCAAAUUUGGCAAGCGCCUUACGCGUUCACUCAAUGCAUCUUUAGUAAACUUAACGUUAACAACCACUAGAGUGAGCAAGACAAACUGUUUGUUUGCAUCCCUUUCGAAAUGUAAACACUGAUUUCCGCUACUCGAACCGAGAAUGAACUCCGAGUUUAUUCGCCGUUUUGUUAGUUGCACUGGGUAACGCCUAACGGCGCUCUCGGAACUGUCUCUAGAUAACGACAAAUUGAUAUCAAACUGUACGGUCGUGUGCAGUUGCCAGCUUUAUUUAUGAAACAAAACACAUAUAUUUUAACCAUAACAAACGAACUAUUUUUGUUGACAGAUUUUUAGUCAUGUUUUAUUUUUUGUGUAUCAAAUCGUUCAAAUCGUGUAGACUAGUAAGGGCAUUGUUGAAACCUGGACGAAAUAAAGCGUAUUAUUUAUACAAAAAGCAAGGCAAAAAAAGAUGAGAAAACAUCUCACUCGAAAUUAUUUCGCUUGAAAGUUGCAUGCAAGUCAGAUAUGUUUUCGUCGGUAAUUUAGAGUGAAUUUCGUAGUUAUCAGAUCUAACAAAAAACAACCAACACCGUUAAAGAGAAAUACUUGAAACGUAGCGACUAAGAGCUCAAAAACGACUGAAAAACAAACAAAACAUUUGCUGAAUAAAAGAAAUGAAGAAAUGUUGUUUCGGCUAAUUAAAACAAAUUCGUUUUCAUAGUGAGAGCAGCUCCAUUCAUGAAGCGUAUAAACACACACCUUCACACCAAACCACACACAAACACUCAUGACUCACGAAUGCGUUCAUCAUUGUUGUUGAUAGUAUAAACAAAAUAAAAAUUAACAUGUGCAUUACACAUGAAGCGGUUAUUUAUUGUAGGAAGACCAAAUUGUGAUGCAGAAAGCAAGGUUAUUUUUCAUACGUUUUUUUCUGCAAAACUGCCGAGAGAGUAAACGACGCUCUGGCAUUUCCGUACCACACACUCUCUUUGGCAGGUGCUCUGUGAGAGCACAUAAAAGAGAAUGUGCAAAACGUACGAAAAUGCGAUUCUGUCGGAGAGAAAAGUUUUGCUUGCUGCGUUUGCAGUCAUAGUCUUAUUUUAACAAAAAAAAAACUACCAACCAAUUAAAUUAAGCGAUUAAAAUUGGUCAACAAAGCGCCCUCGUUCUCAUCGUAGGAUCUCUCAUGUGUAAUUUGCCUUUGUUCUGCUUUUUGCUCUCGAACCAACUAAACGACUAAACGACAAACACUACCGGCAACAUGAAAAGAAAACCUGCAUCACACAGCUGACCGUACCUAACCGUGGUUAUUGCUACCACUAAUUUGAGACACCACAUAACGGACGCAACACAAGCUAACGGACAACGGAAACGCGAUAUGUCAAUGUGAAACGCGAAGGAUUAAAGUAAAAGAAAACACUUACAUUAGCACUUACUUGUUGAAAUAUAGUAGCGAAAGAGGGAAAAGAAAUGGGGGAAUAAAAAGCGCAGAAUUCAUAAACCACACAAAUACAACAGCAGCAAAAAAAGCAAAAAAAAAAAAUAACAAAGCAAAAUAAAAAAAGAAAUGUGAUUAUUUGUAUAUUUAUCGAUGAGAAGCAGAAAACAACUAAAAAAAGUAGUACGAAUAAGAUUAAAUUAAUUUAUAUUAAAGUAUAAGUUACAAAGCAGAGAUGAUGAAAAAAUGGAAAUGCAAAAAAAAACAA
Culex pipiens pallens (northern house mosquito) is the source of this 7731-nucleotide messenger RNA. Its product is annotated as breast carcinoma-amplified sequence 3 homolog. Gene Ontology annotation, molecular function: protein binding. Gene Ontology annotation, cellular component: cytoplasm. Gene Ontology annotation, biological process: response to starvation; autophagy. The coding region runs from base 723 to 5711 and encodes 1662 amino acids. NCBI's taxonomy places the organism in Eukaryota, Metazoa, Arthropoda, Insecta, Diptera, Culicidae. The record is from RefSeq and is a predicted model, not a curated record. The transcript is spliced from 7 exons.